AUGAGCCAGAGUCCAAACCACGGUCCACGGCCCGGCUCAAAGAUCAAGCUAUCAAGCUUAGGCGCGACUGACUACAAUCCUCUCCCCGCCUUUGUCCGAGGUCACAUCGAUCUGAUACCGCGUCUCGUCCGGUGCUACCACCCUUUUUUUUUUUUUACUGGGGCUCAUAAAUUGCAAUCCUUCGGGUUGGCUGGGACCGCUACAAAAAGAGCUAAAAGAGGUUAUAAAGCAACGACGGCAAGCAAUUGGGUGAAAGUCAAACCCCUGCGCGCAAAGAGCGCUGCGCAGAUCAAAACCCGCCGAGCACCUAACGCGGACUCCAACGGGCGGUGA
Molecule: messenger RNA, 333 nt
Organism: Microbotryum saponariae
Lineage: Eukaryota; Fungi; Basidiomycota; Microbotryomycetes; Microbotryales; Microbotryaceae
Source: the annotation of a GenBank genome assembly